This is a messenger RNA of Hipposideros armiger (great roundleaf bat), 1814 nucleotides long. RefSeq names its product basal body orientation factor 1 (gene BBOF1). The transcript has 12 exons. The coding region runs from base 100 to 1689 and encodes 529 amino acids. The record is from RefSeq and is a predicted model, not a curated record. Lineage: Eukaryota; Metazoa; Chordata; Mammalia; Chiroptera; Hipposideridae.
AACGUUACCAGCUUGGCGUGCAGGUUUCCUUAGAGACGGAGCUGGGCCUGGGCGGCGGCAGAGACACUACGACGAGAGGGGGCCUUUGGAGAAGCCGAGAUGCCGUCGAAGGGAAAGGGCAAAAGGAAAGACAAGAGCAAAGGCAAAGACAACCAGAAGAACACAAUAAAAACUGAUGAAUCUGCAGUGGAGAGAGCCAAGGCCAAUGCUCUCCUUUGGGAGGGCAGGCUGGAAGUCACAGAACUUUCUAGGAUUGAGUAUCGUGAUGUUUCCCGGAGACUUGCAGAAACUAAUGAGGACUUAAAGAAACAGCAGUAUAAAAUGGAGAAAGACACAAUGUCUGUAUUAAACUACCUGAAGAAGCAGGAUCAGGAGAAAGAUAAUAUGAUUGAAAAACUGAAACAGCAAUUGAAUGAAACAAAGGAAAAAGCCCAAGAGGAGAAAGAAAAAUUGGAACAAAAGUAUGCUGUGCAAAUAAAUGAGCUGGAGGAACAGUUUCAUAAGAAAGCCAGAGAAAUUGGCAUGAUUCAGACAGAGCUGAAAACAAUAAAACAAUUCCAAAAGAGAAAAAUCCAAGUGGAGCAAGAAUUAGAUGAUCUGAAGGAGAAUUUAAGGAACACAGAGCGGAAACAUAAGGAGACUCUUAGAAGAUUGGAAGGCAGAUUUUUUGAAGAAAAGCACCGACUAGAAAAAGAGGCUGAAAAGAAGAUAAUAAUGCUGGCCGAGAGAGCCCACCAUGAAGCUGUUGUGCAGUUGAACAACGCUGGAAGAGCUGUUUUUAAAGAGAAUGUUUAUCUCCAGAAAGCUCUCGCGUACCACCUGAAGGAAGCUGAUGCUCUACAGAAAAACUCCAAGAAGCUGCAAGAGACGCAGACUUUACUUUUACAUCAAAAGGAGAUCAAUGAUCUGUUGGUUAAGGAGAAGAUCAUGCAGCUUACCCAGCAGAGAUCACAAAUCCAAACUCUUCAGAAGAAAGUGGUAAGCUUGGAGACUGCCCUGAGUUGUAUGACCAGAGAGUUUGAGACUGAAGUUUUAAAACUGCAGCAACAGGCAAUGGUAGAUAACCCAAGUCAGGUUGAAAUUUACAAGCUGCAGCACCUUCUUCAGAUGAAGGACAGGGAAAUGAAUCGUGUGAAGAAGCUGGCCAAGAAUAUACUGGACGAGAGAACAGAAGUGGAAAGUUUCUUUUUAGAUGCUCUACACCAAGUGAAGCAACAGAUCCUGUUUAGCAGGAAGCAUUAUAAGAAGGUAGCACAAGCUGCUUUCAAUCUUAAAAUGCGAGAGGCAUAUGCAGGAAGAACAGAAUAUCCCAAAAUUCGAACAUUUGAUGGCAGAGAACACAGCACCAAUACUGUGAAUCAGGAUCUUGUGGAGGCCGAGAAAUGGACAGAUAUUCAAGGAAAUGUGGAUAUUGGAGAUUUGACCUGGGAGCAGAAGGAGAAAGUCUUACGAUUGCUCUUUGCAAAAAUGAAUGGUUUUGUUCCUAGAAAAUAUAGCCAGAGUUCUUGGCCUCCAGUUCCAGACUAUGUUGUUCCAGACAACGGAGAAACAAAGGAAUUUGGGGAUGAAAGUAAGCUUCAAGAGCAAACCUUCAUCACCCAACAAGUACCGAUCUCAGACGCUUCUGGUGAACUGAUGGUAUCCAAUAUUCAGAAAGGAUCACAAGAGUCUGACAAGGGGACCUACUGAUAAGCACUGCUGAGCAACAUAUGACCCCACAGAAGCAACUGCCUGGCCUUUCCUUGUAGAAUCCUUGUUCCUGAAUAUGUUCAAGAAAAUUUCUUAGAGGAAAAUAAUGUUUUUUAAAACUUUAA